Molecule: messenger RNA, 783 nt
Organism: Gasterosteus aculeatus aculeatus (three-spined stickleback)
Lineage: Eukaryota; Metazoa; Chordata; Actinopteri; Perciformes; Gasterosteidae
Source: RefSeq, a predicted model, not a curated record
AUGAGUGUUGGAAGAGGACAUACAUGCACAAUGUACAGAGGGCGAGAGAUACACAGAUAGAGGGAGAAAGAAACACAGCGACAGGAGGAAACCAGUUCAGAUUGUAGGACUGAGACAGGAGAGAGAGCAUUUAAGCUCCCUUCAAUUGUCUCCCUCGCCUCCCAGCACAAACACAUGCUCAUACACACUCCCACCCUCUCUCCCUGACUCUCAAAAACACACACACACACACAAGCACGAUUGCUUUAGGGUAUACCAGUCGGCUUUGGCAGUCUUCUCCUUUGUUGUUUUGCUUUUGGUUAGUCUCGGCGGCGGCGCGGCGUGUGCCUGUAUCGCCGGGUGGGUGCGUGUGCAUAUGUGUGUGUGCGGAGUCUGCGAGGCGGGCGUGUGAAGGAUGCCAGUAGCCGGAUGGAGGUGGAUGCAGACGACAAGCACCACAGAACCCGCUCCAAAGUGCCUGUGGAUCCAGUCUUAACACAGCUUUUCAGUGUGUACGGCUGCCCCCGGGCAAAAAAGAGAAAGAGCCUAGAGAGACAAACCCUGGACACCUCCCCCAAGAGGAGCACCUACCUAGAUGACAUGGACAACUCCACCAUGGAGGAGUGCUACGAGACCGACGGCACGGAGGAGAUGGACGACCGGGAGGAAGAGGAGGAGGAAGGAGCAGUAGAGGAGGAGGAAGAGGACGGAGAAGUGGAGGAGGAGGUGGAGGAGGUGGAAGGCUACAUGGACUACAACAUUGAGCAAAUGGAGCACGAAGAAGGUGUAGUGGAGAAGCAGAGG